Molecule: messenger RNA, 897 nt
Organism: Fraxinus pennsylvanica
Lineage: Eukaryota; Viridiplantae; Streptophyta; Magnoliopsida; Lamiales; Oleaceae
Source: the annotation of a GenBank genome assembly
AUGAAUGCUACACUUGUGCUGCCUGAGUUGGAUGCCAAUUCCUUUUGGCAUGAUGACAGUGGUUUCCAUGGUAUCUAUGAUGUUGAGCAUUUUAUCAAGUCAUUGAGGUACGAUGUAAAAAUUGUGGAAAGCAUUCCAGAAAUCCGUAAAAAUGGGAAGAUCAAAAAGAUAAAAGGUUUUCAGAUUCGGCCUCCUAGAGAUGCUCCCAUCAGUUGGUUUAGUGUCCUUCACAUAUCAAAUAUGAUUCUAGCCAUUGGCAGCAUGCUAUAUCAUGCCACGUUGCAGCGGCUGCAACAGCAAGGUGAUGAAACACCUAUGGUGUGGGAAAUGCUUCUUUAUAUCUACAUCCUCUAUUCACCGGAUUGGCAUUAUCGAAGUACAAUGCCAACCUUUUUGUUCCUUUAUGGUGCACUAUUUGCCAUAGCACAUUCACAGCUGCACUUCGAUAUUGGUUUUAAGGUGCACUACGCGCUGCUUUGUCUUCUUUGCAUUCCUCGGAUGUACAAAUAUUACAUUCACACAGAAGAUAAAUUAGCUAAGCGGCUUGCAAAGUUGUAUAUCGCCACUCUGUUGUUUGGGAGUCUCUGCUGGUUAGUUGACCAUUUGUUCUGCAAGAACAUUUCACACUGGUACUUCAAUCCGCAGGGUCAUGCUCUAUGGCAUGUUUUUAUGGGUUUCAAUUCGUACUUUGCAAAUGCAUUCCUGAUAUCCACUCUCGACCCGCUACGCCAGCACAAAAUGGAUGGUGAAAUCGCUGCUUGUUCGCUGUUGGGAAACCUGGGUAGCAGCGAAAUCGCUGCUGGGAAGGAAAAUGUCCCAGCAGCGAAAUCGCUACUGGGAAAACUGCUGGUUUUCGCGCUGCUGGGAAAAAUGUCCCAGCAGCGAUUUCGUUGCUAG